ACUUUCUCAUAAGUCAUAAUUAAGACAUAUGAUCUAUCCUAAAUUGCUGCCCGCUAUUCAAGCCAGGAAUGUUCUUUCCUAAACGAAAUUGCCUUGUUUUGUUUAAAAGACUUCUAGUGGCGGUUGUUUUAGCCUGUUGUUGUUACUUUUUAUCAAACAUUUUGUGUCUUUAUGGAGACUGCUUUAUUUCUGAGCUGGAAACGAAGGCUUUGGCCUCACUUAGUGAUGUUGUUUUACAAGCUAAUGAAUUACCAAGUGCUGUUGACAGAAAUGAUCAAAUUAUUGCUUCUACAUCUGAUGUCGUUGAUAACAAAGUAGUAAUAAACCCAAAAAAGAAAGAACUUGAUGUAAACAAGAAAAUGAAGUCACUUCAUCUGACAUCUCUGGAUUUCUGUCCAAAAGAGAAUUAUUACAGCAAUAAAACAUCGAUUGUUGGACUGGAUUUAUUGGGGCGUAAAACUAAAAGAUUUUUAGCAGUUGGUAUUCCAAGCAUUAGACGAAAAACAAGAUCUUACCUAAAGAAGACAAUAAAAAGUGUAAUGAAUGCUGUCAAAGGGAAUGAGGAAGGCAAUAUCACUGUUGUUGUGUUUCUUGCUGAUUUUAACUCAGAUUUUAAACAAAAACAACUGUCAGAUAUAACUAUGAUGUUCAAGAAAUAUAUCACAUCUGGAGCACUUCAAGUCAUUCAAGCUCCAAGAGAUUAUUAUAUUCCACUGAAUGAUCUUCAUCGAAAUCUAGGUGACCACAUGGACCGAGUUCUGUGGAGAUCAAAGCAAUCUUUAGAUUAUGUCUACCUCAUGUGUUAUUGCAGUUACAUCUCCCAUUACUAUCUUCAGCUUGAAGAUGAUGUCAUUGCUAGUCCACGGUUUCUUUCUAAGAUUUCUGACUAUGUUGAUUCUCAGAAACAUGAAUGGAUUUCUUUGAAUGUUGCCCAACUUGGCUACAUUGGUAAACUAUACCCAACAAGAGAGGUUUCAAAUUUAGCAUCGUAUCUCAGACUCUUUUUUAAUGAAAUGCCUGUUGAUUGGUUAGAACCAAGAUGGAAAAAAUAUCGAGGACAGGACCCUGGAGAAACAAAGUGCAGAGCUGCUUCUCUAUUUCAACACAUUGGGCUUAUUUCUUCUUUUCGUCCAAAAGAAUCUCAAAGACCAAAUACUUUAAAAGAGAAAUUUUUUGAUCAAUUUGAUCAAAAGUACUCUGGAAAUAACCCCCCAGCAGAAAUCUUUUCUGAUCUUAUUCCUAUUCAUGGAAAACCAGAAGAUGCUUACACAAAAGGUGAUGGUUAUUUUCAUGCCCGUUUUGGUGGUGCAGGAAAAAAAAUAUAUAACAUGUUACUUAAGACGAAGAGAAAGCUCCAAAGAGUUGUGGUUGAAACUGGGGCUAAUUUUGCCGAACAUGAUGCUAUUGUAACUGGGACAUUGGAAAUCAGUGAGAUUAUUGCACAGCAAGGGAAGGUCUGUGAAGACUACGAGACCGUCGGUGAGUUCAGGUUUGGAAGAGUAGAUGUGACGUUGAACGGACGUAAAGUUCGAUGUAUACGUAUCAAUAUCGUCUAUCAAGGAAGGUGGAUUUAUUUUCGUGAGAUUGAUGUUUGGACGAGCUGAUGAGUACAUCCGUAUUACGUCCUCUCGUCGCUGCCACGGGAUCACCUGAGCAAAUAUGACUCUUCGUUAUCAAACCAAAGAGGCAACAAAGUCCUCAUCGACAUCCAGUCCCGAUUAUGAAAGAAGAUUGCAAAGAAGAGAAGAUGGUGGAAAUGAAACAAAUGAUUGAGGAAACUAGAUACUCUCAUAAACUCCUGGGUAGAUUAGUUUCAGGUGAUGCCUUGUCUUUGAGCGUGUUUUAUAAUAACUAUAACCAG
This is a messenger RNA of Dendronephthya gigantea, 1861 nucleotides long. RefSeq names its product alpha-1,3-mannosyl-glycoprotein 4-beta-N-acetylglucosaminyltransferase C-like. NCBI's taxonomy places the organism in Eukaryota, Metazoa, Cnidaria, Anthozoa, Malacalcyonacea, Nephtheidae. The coding region runs from base 69 to 1604 and encodes 511 amino acids. The record is from RefSeq and is a predicted model, not a curated record. The transcript is spliced from 4 exons. Gene Ontology annotation, biological process: protein N-linked glycosylation. Gene Ontology annotation, molecular function: acetylglucosaminyltransferase activity.